Molecule: messenger RNA, 948 nt
Organism: Psilocybe cubensis
Lineage: Eukaryota; Fungi; Basidiomycota; Agaricomycetes; Agaricales; Agrocybaceae
Exons: 6
Coding region: 1-948 (315 amino acids)
Cellular component (GO): membrane
Molecular function (GO): serine-type endopeptidase activity
Source: RefSeq, a predicted model, not a curated record
AUGAGUGGCUUUCUCUUUCGCCUCGGAUUCAGGCCCCAUGCGCAUCUUACCGUCCUCACCACACAACGAGGUCUCCCUUUUCUGAAAAAUAACAAUAAACUCGGAACUUCUGUUCUCGAUUCAUUACAAACACGAGCAUUUUCGGCAUACCCUCGCAUCCUUUCGCGUCCAAUCCAUAAUCAAUGGCAAACGAGGAGUUUUACUCCAUCUAAGAAAGACCUGUACGCUAGUCCUCUCCGACGCUGGCUCUCUGGAACACGUUGGUCAAAUUCACCGCGAUACCACUCCCCGCCACCUCCUCCCAAACGCGAAUUUCUGGCUUUUCUUGAUCGCAUACCGCCGAACGCUGUGUUUGUGGGUAUCAUCAGUAUCAACGUAGCAGUGUUUGCUAUCUGGUUGGCAGCAAAGGAAAAAUAUAGACAAGAAAGAGACCCGACGUUACUCCUCUGGAUGAAGGACCAUUUUUUUACCAGCUGGAAAAACUUUAGUGAGGGGAGAGUAUAUACUCUAAUGACAUCGGUCUUCUCACAUAUGGAUUGGUCGCAUAUCCUUUUCAAUGGCUUUACGUUCUUCUUCAUGGCAAAUCCGGUCCUUGAAAUGCUAGGAAGCCGUAACUUCAUUCUUCUCUACCUCGGUGGUGGCCUGGUUUCAUCGGUAUCAAGUCUUGCCUAUGCUAAAAUGGUAGGAAAAGUUGAUUAUAAUUCACAUGGAGCCAGUGGUGCUAUUUAUACUAUUGUGACCCUUCUGGCAUGUGUGGCCCCUAAGCUAACCUUUCAAUUAUAUGGAAUUAUACCUGUCCCAGCAUGGCUUGCAGUUUCUGGGUUUUUCACAUAUGAUAUGUAUAGAACAAUAUCUGAAAAAAGUGGAACAACUGAUACAGUAGGUCAUAUUGCAGGUAUUUUAGCUGGUAUAGGCUAUUAUCUUGGCAAACGGUUUAGAUUGUUUUAA